Molecule: messenger RNA, 1195 nt
Organism: Ciona intestinalis (vase tunicate)
Lineage: Eukaryota; Metazoa; Chordata; Ascidiacea; Phlebobranchia; Cionidae
Source: RefSeq, a predicted model, not a curated record
CCGCAUGUUUUAUAAAGGUGAUCGUCAUCGUAACUUGCGCAGAGGAAACUAGAAACCCGAGAUUAAAUUCUCGAGUUUCGGAUUUAAGAUCUUCAGGGCAUGUCAUCUUCGUUGUCGCUAUUGGUCCUUUAUCUGAAGGAACUUUGCAAAUAUUAAGAAGUGUGGUGGCACAAGCUGAUGACUUCAUUCAUGUCGAUCGAAUAUGGAAACUUACCGACCUUAAGGAUUUGGACAAACGACUUGCUGAAACAUACGGUUGUGACCCCUGUAUUCCUAAUCCAUGCGUGUAUGGUUCCUCAUGCAUGCCUCAAGCGGACGGAGGUUUACGAUAUCGAUGUCGCUGCCCUUCAGGGUAUAUUGGUGGCGUGUGCAGGGGAACAGUUCCUUGCGGAAAUACAUUCUGCACGCCGAACGAGGUUUGCAACAAACUUGGAUCAUCCAUGCGUUGUAUCAACCCAUGCAAACCAAACCCGUGUCAACACGCUGGUGUGUGUACAGUUGCCCCUACAUCUACAGGUUUUGUGAACUGUCAAUGUCAGAACGGUUACAGUGGCACUCGAUGCGAGAGAAGCAUUCGAGCCUCGCAAUGCGAUGGCUUUAAUUGUCUGAACGGUGGGAGGUGUAAAGUAAACGUUGUUAGUCAGCGGCCAUUUUGUGAAUGUUAUGAAAUAUAUGUUGGACCGAGAUGUGAGCUAACUCCAUGUGAUAACGUCCAGUGUGCCAACGGAGGAACCUGUGUAAUAACAAGCACAUACCAACCAGAGUGUAUUUGCGCUGGGCAAUUCACUGGACCUCGCUGCACGGAAGGAAACUUACUAUGUGCCACACAUGUGUGUUUGAAUGGCGGUUCAUGCGUUGAACGACCACAGGUCGGGGCAUCGUGUCUUUGUACGUUGGAAUGGACGGGCAGUAACUGCCAACAACCCAAACCAUCUCCUUGUGAAAAAUUGGUUUGCAAAAACCGUGGUCAGUGUAAAGUGAAAUCUGAUGGAACCCCAGUUUGCAUAUGCGACCAUUUCUACAUUGGACCAACAUGCGAACAAACACCGUGUGAUAACUACAGUUGCUUCAAUGGCGGCACCUGUGUGAUCGGUAGUCGGCCUUCUUUUAUUCCAUACUGCGUUUGUAGCUCUGAUUAUUCAGGGAUAAACUGUAGAGUAAAGAAGACGAAUCCGUGUGCAACAUUCCAAUGCUU